AUGAUUCCUAAAUCCAAAUUAUGUUUAUAACAAGAAUUGGAACUACCUUCCCCUUAAACUAAGCCUACACAAAGAAAUGCAGAAAUAAUUAAUUUAGUUUAAGAUUCAAUUAGCAAUUAGUGGAUGAUUAGAUUGCAAAAUAUUCCUGUAGGAAUUAUGAUUGUGAAAAAGGAGAAUUUGUAAAUCAUGUUUUAAAAUCAAUCUCUUUUGUAAAUGUUCUAAGGAGUCAAGGAUGUUUAAACAUAUUUAAUGAACGAGUUGCAAUUUAAACUCCAGAUAAAAAGAAAGAAAAAGUAAGGGAGAGAAUCUAGUAUCAGACUGCCAAAACAACCAAAUAGUAGUUUAUCUUAGGUUUAUAGUUGUAGCAAAGUUACAAGUUUAUAAAAUAUGCCAAAUACCCUACAAGAGAUUCUAACAGAACUAUAAAACGGGAGCUUGGACUAGUUUUAAUCAAAGGAGAAUCAUUUGGAAUUACUAGGUCAAACAGCAAAGAAUAAAUCAGCUUAAUUAUUUGAAGAUGAUACGAUUCGUAAAAUCUAAUGCAAAAUAUUUUGUGGUUAGAAUGACAAAGAGUAUCUAAUUAUAAUGGAUGAUAUCUCAUUGCAGAGUUAUUUAUAGAAAUUGGAGACAAGAGAAAAAUUUUAAGUUAGUGUUAUUGAUUCUUUCUCUCAUGAAUUGCGAACUCCUUUAAAUAGUGCUAAGUUAUUUCUAGAUGCUCUACUAAAUGACCCAUAAAUUUAGGAAACUUAUAAAACUAAUUGUAUAGAACCAGCAGCAAAUGCUUUAAAAUUAUAGGCUUAUUUAAUUCGAGAUAUUAUAGAUUUUACUCAAUUUCAUUCAAAUGUGAUUAAGUACAAUAUUCAAGAAUUCAAUUUUGAAAAUAUUAUCUAAGAAAUUAAUGAUAUUUUUAGACCAAUUUGUACAAUAAAGAAUUUAGGAUUGCACAUCGUCGUAAAGAAUUCAGUUCCACCUCAUAUUGAGUCUGACUUUGAUAGAAUAAUGCAAAUUUUGGUUAAUCUAAUAUAAAAUUCAAUAAAAUAUUCUGUAAGAGGAUUGAUAACUUUGGAAAUAUCUAGUACUGAAAGAACCAUGACAUUUUGUAUCAAGGACUAAGGAAUAGGAAUACCAUAAAACAAAUUAUAUCAAAUCUAAUAGUUUUUAAAGUCCUUUAAUGAAAGUAGAGACUUUUCUAGUUAGGAUGAGUGGGAGGGUUUCGGACUGCUUGUCAGUUAGAUGAAUUUGUUGAAAUUGGCCCCAUAGAACAAAAGUCAACUAAGAAUAACAUCACGUGAUAAUAUAGAAGGGUGCUAAGUGACAUUUAAGAUUCGAACUGCCCAAUCAACAAACACACAGAUUUUAAGAGCUAACACUCUUUAGAGAACAUAUCUGAAAUGUGCCUAAACUGUACCUGAUUUAUGCAUGGGGAUACAAGGAAUUUUGAUAAUCAAUAAUCCUCAACCAGAUAAUUCGAUUUUCGAGACAUCAAUAUAAUAAAUUCCAAUUCGACAACAACAUUCUAUUGCUAAUUAUUUCAAACCAUAACAGUCCUCUGGAAUAUUUAAUUAAGGUGGUUAAUAAGAGACUGAUUUAAUAGAUGAUUUAGAUUCAGAAAGGACCAAUCCAGAAGUUAAUUUAUUAAAAUUAAAUAGUCAAAGUAUACACACAGCAUUAAUAGCGUAAAAUACUGAAACAAAAGAUCGAUAGAGUAAGAGGAGAAGGCAAUCUUCAUUUAGUAUAUCUGAUUUAGAUGGCUCUUCAAGUAAUCGACCAAAUACUCUUGUAUCUAGGUUAAUUUAGAGAGAGGAGAAGGAAAUAGAGAUGGAAGAAUAAUUUUAAAACAUAAGAUUUCCAUGCAAAUGCUCAAGAAUUUUGAGUGUUGAUGAUGACAUCUUCAAUCAGAAGGCUUUGUAGGUAAUAAUUACUCAGAUGGGUUUUAAAUUGUAAAUUGUAUGUAUUUUUUGUUUAUAUUUAGGCGUACAAUGGUUAAUAAGCAAUAGAUGUUAUUGAGAAGACAGAGAAGUGUUCUGAUACUUGCUAGUUAUUCUAUUUUAUUUUAAUGGAUUGUUAGAUGCCAAUAAUGGAUGGAUGGACAACUACGAAGGUGUUGAUGGGCAUGAUUGAAGACAAUCUUAUACCUGACAUACCUAUAAUUGGGUUGACAGCCUUUAAUUCAGCCGAAGAUAUUGAAAGGUGUAUUGAGGUCGGAAUGAGGGAAGUCUUCACAAAACCAUUGAAUAUCAGUUUGCUUAAACAAGUAUUACUAAAGCUAAUUAAUUGA
Molecule: messenger RNA, 2278 nt
Organism: Paramecium octaurelia
Lineage: Eukaryota; Ciliophora; Oligohymenophorea; Peniculida; Parameciidae
Source: the annotation of a GenBank genome assembly